Messenger RNA from Phacochoerus africanus (Common warthog), 4137 nucleotides. RefSeq names its product SRC proto-oncogene, non-receptor tyrosine kinase (gene SRC). The coding region runs from base 422 to 2053 and encodes 543 amino acids. The record is from RefSeq and is a predicted model, not a curated record. Gene Ontology annotation, biological process: protein phosphorylation; cell adhesion; epidermal growth factor receptor signaling pathway. Gene Ontology annotation, molecular function: ATP binding; growth factor receptor binding; non-membrane spanning protein tyrosine kinase activity. The transcript is spliced from 14 exons. Lineage: Eukaryota; Metazoa; Chordata; Mammalia; Artiodactyla; Suidae. Gene Ontology annotation, cellular component: extrinsic component of cytoplasmic side of plasma membrane.
CCUCCUCCUCCUCCUCCUCCUCCUCCUCCCUUUCUCUCUCGAUCUGUCUCUCCCGGCCGGGAAUCCAUUCCGGCCUGGGAGCCGGAGCGGCCUGGCCGCCGUGUGCCCGAACCCUUGGCCGUCCGGCGGUCCUUCCUCCCGUGCGUCUGUCUGCCGGUGCGUCCGCCUGCCCGCUGGCCCAGAACAGAGGCUCAGAGGUAAAGUGACUUGUUCAGCUAUGAGAGAGAGCAUCAGGAUCUGAACCAGAUGAGGACGCUGAGGCCCAGAGAGGGGAAGUGACUUGCCCAGGGUCACCCAGCAGGGAGAGGUGGAGCAGGUCCUCUAGUGCAAGACCCUUGACUCCAUACCUGGUGUUUGUGCUGAGACCUCGGGCUGCUUCCCAGGUCCUCUGGGAGAGCCCCUGCCUUCCACCAGCAGGACCAUGGGCAGCAACAAGAGUAAGCCCAAGGACGCCAGCCAGCGGCGCCGCAGCCUGGAGCCUGCCGAGAACACCCACUGCGGCGGCGGCGGCGGCGGCGGUGGCGGUGGGGGUGCAUUUCCCACCUCACAGACCCCCAGCAAGCCAGCCUCCGCGGAUGGUCAUCGAGGCCCCAGCACGGCCUUCGCCCCUGCAGCCGCCGAGCCCAAGCUGUUUGGUGGCUUCAACUCCUCGGACACUGUCACCUCCCCGCAGAGGGCGGGGCCCCUGGCUGGCGGGGUGACCACCUUUGUAGCCCUCUAUGACUAUGAGUCACGGACAGAGACUGACCUGUCUUUCAAGAAAGGGGAACGGCUCCAGAUUGUCAACAACACAGAGGGAGACUGGUGGCUGGCCCACUCACUCAGCACAGGACAGACGGGCUACAUCCCCAGCAACUAUGUGGCACCUUCCGACUCCAUCCAGGCUGAGGAGUGGUACUUUGGCAAGAUCACCAGACGCGAGUCAGAAAGGUUACUGCUCAAUGCGGAGAACCCAAGAGGGACCUUCUUAGUGCGAGAAAGCGAGACCACGAAAGGCGCCUACUGCCUCUCCGUGUCCGACUUCGACAACGCCAAGGGCCUCAAUGUGAAGCACUACAAGAUCCGCAAGCUGGACAGCGGCGGCUUCUACAUCACCUCACGCACCCAGUUCAACAGCCUGCAGCAGCUGGUGGCCUACUACUCCAAACACGCAGAUGGCCUGUGCCACCGCCUCACCACCGUGUGCCCCACGUCCAAGCCGCAGACUCAGGGCCUGGCCAAGGAUGCCUGGGAGAUCCCCCGGGAGUCGCUGAGGCUGGAGGUCAAGCUGGGCCAGGGCUGCUUUGGAGAGGUGUGGAUGGGGACCUGGAAUGGCACCACUAGGGUAGCCAUCAAAACCCUGAAGCCUGGCACGAUGUCUCCGGAGGCCUUCCUGCAGGAGGCCCAGGUCAUGAAGAAACUGAGGCAUGAGAAGCUGGUGCAGCUGUACGCGGUGGUGUCGGAGGAGCCCAUCUACAUCGUCACGGAAUACAUGAGCAAGGGGAGUUUGCUGGACUUUCUCAAGGGUGAGACGGGCAAGUACCUGCGACUGCCUCAGCUGGUGGACAUGGCUGCUCAGAUCGCCUCGGGCAUGGCCUACGUGGAGCGGAUGAACUAUGUCCACCGAGACCUCCGUGCUGCCAACAUCCUGGUUGGAGAGAACCUCGCGUGCAAAGUGGCCGACUUCGGGCUGGCUCGGCUCAUCGAAGACAAUGAGUACACGGCUCGGCAAGGUGCCAAAUUCCCCAUCAAGUGGACGGCUCCAGAAGCCGCCCUCUAUGGCCGGUUCACCAUCAAGUCCGACGUGUGGUCCUUUGGGAUCCUGCUGACGGAGCUCACAACCAAGGGACGGGUGCCCUACCCUGGGAUGGUGAACCGCGAGGUGCUGGACCAGGUGGAGCGGGGCUACCGGAUGCCCUGUCCGCCUGAGUGUCCCGAGUCUCUGCAUGACCUCAUGUGCCAGUGCUGGCGGAAGGACCCGGAGGAACGGCCCACCUUCGAGUACCUGCAGGCCUUCCUGGAGGACUACUUCACGUCCACCGAGCCCCAGUACCAGCCCGGAGAGAACCUAUAGGGUACAGGCUACAGGGCCAGACUGCCUUCUCAGCUUGGAUCCUGGGUUGGGUGGCCCCUGACAUGGGGUCUCGCCUCCCUCUGCCUGCCCGCCAUUGAUCCUCUCUGAGGGGCCAAGGACAAGGCCCCUCCGUCUUUUGUGGCAUGGAAGGGCUUGGGGCCCCAGGCAGCCCUGGGGGCGGGGUCUGAGGCUGGCGCAGUGACUGUGUCCGGGCCUCCGCCCAGCCACCCGCCUUCUCCCUGCACGCCCUCCCGGAGCUCUGCGCAUCUCAGCAGGAGGAACUGGGAAGAAGGGCUGGGGCUGAGGGCGCCCUUUUCUUAGCCUCGCCCUAAUCCACACACUGGCUCCUUCCCACUUCCACGCCUCUCCCAGGUCUGUCUGCAGAGCUGGCCCAAGAGCCUUUCCAAAGAGGAGUGAUGGGCCCCUGGCCCUUGGCCUACCUGCCACCCUACUUGCCGUCCAUUUCUGAAAGACCCGUUGGUGGAGGCCACUGGGUCCAGACCCCUGUGCUGUGGCUCCCAGGCUGGGCGGCCCAAGGCCUAGCUGGACGUGAUGAUGGUGGGUGGGGUGGACCCCCCCAACCCUGCCCUCCUUAGACAUGAGGGAUCCUCAGAGAUCAUCAACUCCUUGUCCCUGUAUUACCCCUGGAGAAACUGAGUCCAGAGAGGGGAUGUGACUUGUCCAAGGCUGCAGAGCAGUUCACGGUUGAGGUGGGAUUGGAACCCGGUGCUCCCUCUGUCUUCCUCAGGAACCAGCGAGAUUGUCCUUGGAGGCAUCAUGGACAGACUGGGGCAGCCCAGGAGACAAGGGGCCUGAGGAUGGGUUAGAGAGAGCAGAGAGAUUCGUGGUGCCACUGCUUGCUCAGUGGGGCUGUUGUGGGGGUGGGGAGUGGAGGUGGAUAGAGGGCUGAGCUAGAAAUGAAGGGCGAUGGCUCAAAGAUAAGGAGGCAGAUUUCAAUCAGAAUGUGGGUGGUUUUUUACCUUCAGAGCUAGCCAACCAUGAAAGGGAGUGAGCUCACAGGCUCUGGAGGCAAUCAAGCAGAAGAUCCAAGUGGUUGGGAGGCCUUGGCCUCAGGAAGGAACCCCGGGUCCUCCUUCCCCCAAUUCGUCCUGUGUCAUUUCAAUGACUGGCCCCUUCUCUUCUCCCCAAGUUGGCACCCCUUAACUCAUACAUAGGGAAAGGAGUGCCUGUGCUGGGAUGAGAGAGGACUGGGGUGUCUAUUAAUGUGCACCAGGUCUGGCCCUGUGCCCUUGGGCAGCCCCUGCUUCCUCUCUGGAUUGCAGUGUCUGUCUCCAUAUGUGGUCAUGGCAUUGCCACUGCUCUGCAACUGCUCCACUCCUGUCCAGAUCCUGUGGCCUGGCGCCACGUGGUGAGCCCAGGCUGUGGUAUGAAGAGUUGGUGUUUUGGCCCUAGUUCUGCCGUGCAGCCUUGGGAAUAUCUGGUGGCUUCUCCCCGGGCCUCAGUGUGCCCUUCCUAAAAGGGGCAGCUGACAAUUUGUAGGCAUUGUGCCAAGGGCCCUUGUGUGCGUGUACGUGUGUGUGUGUGUGUGUGUGUGCAUGUGUGUUGCUCCAUGUGUGUGUCCAUAUUUAACAUGUAAAAAUGCCCCCUGCUCUGUUCCCCAGACAUGUUGUACAUUUCACCCGCAGCCCCCACCGCCCCCAUCAUAGCAAUAACACUCCCGCUGCCAGGGGUUCUCGAGCCAGCCAGGCCCUGCCAGUGGGGAAGGAGGCCAAGCGGUGCCUGCCUAUGAAAUUUCAACUUUUUCUUUCAUACAUGUUUAUUACCCGAGUCUUCUCCUGUCCGCCCUGGUCAAAUCUGGGCUCACAUACCCCGGCGUGAUCUCAAAUCCUGUUCCGACUGCCCAGCGCCCUUUGUAUAAGGUGUCCUAAUACGGUCCCUUUUUUUAAAAAACAGUGUUUUGUAGAUUUCAGAUGACUAUGCAGAGGCCUAGGGGACCCCCCAGCUCUGGGCAAGGCCUGGGGGAGUCCCACAUUCCACAGCCCAGGCCUGGGGGGGGAGGGGGGUUUGGAAUUGGUUGUAAAUACUUUGCAUAUUGUCUGAUUAAACACGAACAGACCUCAGAA